This is a messenger RNA of Lactuca saligna, 270 nucleotides long. NCBI's taxonomy places the organism in Eukaryota, Viridiplantae, Streptophyta, Magnoliopsida, Asterales, Asteraceae. The record is from the annotation of a GenBank genome assembly.
AUGGUUCAAGAAGAGAAUCCAGAAGUGAGGCCUGAAGAGUAUGUGGUAACAGACUAUGAGGAUGGCGAAUAUGACGAGGAAUCAGAUGAAGGAGAAGAUAUUAAGGAAACCCCUAGUGAACCCCACCCUACGGAGACCCCACUAAACCAGCACGUAGUACAGGAGAGCACUACUGGCCCUAGGGCCAUUCGAGCAAGGAAGAGGGAAGAUGUGAUCACUCAGGAGUCGAACGAAUUGGCCGAACUUCUGGUGCGUCAGUUCGACAUUUGA